Messenger RNA from Camelus dromedarius (Arabian camel), 3795 nucleotides. RefSeq names its product lipase member J. The record is from RefSeq and is a predicted model, not a curated record. NCBI's taxonomy places the organism in Eukaryota, Metazoa, Chordata, Mammalia, Artiodactyla, Camelidae. Gene Ontology annotation, molecular function: hydrolase activity, acting on ester bonds. Bases 274 to 1470 code for a protein of 398 amino acids. The transcript has 10 exons.
CCCCGAGCAAGCCCCCGCUGGCCGGCAGGGGGCGGAGAGGAGGCGACAGGCUGAGCCGCUGGGAAGAACCCCAAACCUUGGCUUUCCCCUAGGGUUGAGGGCUGGGAGGGAGCUGGCUUCAAUCCAAGACAGGCUGGUGCAGUCAGAUGAACUGUAAAUUCCAGCCUGCCCCUCGCCCACAAAAACCUGGAGAUGGUGAAGGUUACAGUGUGAGAACCCACCUCGCCGCAGGGCUGGUGUUGUCUACAGCGGAGACUCAGCCGAAGAUCCCAAAUGUGGUACCUUUUCAAGAUGUUGUCUUUCAUCCUAAUUUUUGGAACCACUCACGGUACCUUUCAGAAUCGAAGACCUGUGAACCCUGAAGCAAAUAUGAAUAUUAGCCAAAUCAUUUCCUACUGGGGCUACCCAGAUGAAGAGUAUGACAUUACAACUGAAGAUGGUUAUAUCCUUGGCCUUUAUAGAAUUCCUUAUGGGAAGACAAACAGUGAUAACAGUUCAGCUCAGAGGCUUGUUGUAUACUUGCAACAUGGUUUGCUCACAUCUGCCAGCAGCUGGAUUUCCAAUCUUCCUAACAGUAGCCUAGGCUUCCUUCUGGCAGAUGCCGGUUAUGAUGUGUGGAUGGGGAACAGCAGAGGGACUACCUGGUCCAGGAAACACUUGUACCUAGAAACAAAUUCCAAAGAAUUCUGGGCUUUCAGUUUUGAUGAGAUGGCUAAAUAUGACCUUCCAGCCUCCAUUGAUUUCAUUGUGAAGCAAACGCAACAAGAGGAAAUAUUUUAUGUUGGCCAUUCACAAGGCACUACCAUUGCCUUCGUAACAUUUUCCACAAUACCGAAGAUAGCUGAAAGAAUCAAAAUCUUUUUUGCCUUAGCGCCAGUUUUUUCCAUUAAAUACUCAAAAAGCCCUUUAAUUAAAAUGGCAUACAAUUGGAAGUCGGUGAUCAAGGCUUUUUCUGGCAACAAAGACUUCCUACCUAUUACCUCAUUUAAAAGAUUUGUUGGCUCUCAGCUGUGUCCACUAAAGAUUUUUGGUAAAAUUUGUCGUGAUAUCUUAUUUAUGAUAUCUGGAUAUGACCAGAAGAACUUAAAUAUGAGCCGUAUGGAUGUCUAUAUGUCACAUAACCCAGCAGGAACAUCUGUUCAAAAUAUGCUCCACUGGAGUCAGCUUUUAAAUUCUAGUCACUUGAAAGCUUUUGACUGGGGCAGUCCUGUUCUGAACUUGGUUCAUUUUAAUCAGACAACUUCCCCGUUGUACAAUGUGGCAAACAUGAAUGUGUCCACUGCAACUUGGAGUGGUGAAAGUGACUUGCUGGCUGAUCCUGAAGAUGUUAACAUUUUACUUCCUGAAAUCAGAAACCAUAUUUACCAUAAAACUAUUUCUUACUAUAAUCACAUAGAUUUUUUGUUUGGAUUAGAUGUAUAUCAUCAAGUUUACCAUGAAAUCAUUGACAUUAUCCAAGGCAAUCUGUAAAGAACCAUGAUACUCUGUGUUGAAGGAUCUAUAUAAUUUUUAUUAAAAUCCAAUUUUUUUCUUACUUUGUAUAUUUUCCAGCUAUUUAAAUAAAGUCUGGAUUUUUUUUCUUUCUUUCUUUUUAUUUUUUUUUAUUUUUUAUUUUUUUUGCAUUGCCCCUAGGCUUUUAAUUCAUUAAAUCAGUGGCAUUUAUUAUAUCAGGGGUAAUGGAAGAUUAUAACUCAGCCAAAGCAGUCUGUAAAGUUUCUAAAUAGAAUACAAAUAACUAAAAACUGAAAAAAUAAUCUUAAACAUUUUCAAUUGCAAGAGAUGGCUUUUUGAGGAAAAGUUUUUAUUUUCUUCAAAGAAGCAUGAGCAUAUAUGACAUCCUAAAAAAUAGAGUUCAGAAGAAUACUUGCUGAUAUGAAAGCUAAUUUUUCUCUAUGCUUAAUGAAUAGUAAAAACACUUUCUGAGCUUUGUAAAGGACUUUGGAGGAGGAAAGAAGGAAGAAAGCCUGGAUGCCAGUGUAAUGUUGCUGCCUUCUGCCCCACGUAAGGUCAUUUUCAGAAGUAGGGAGGUCAUAGAGACUGGAUGGGAUCCUCAUUUCCCAGAAUGAAUAGCUUAGGGAGACUACAGUUGCCUUUUCCAGCCUACUGUGUAAGAGCAAUAACAGUUGAAGUGUAUUUCUAGGUCAGCAGUCUUGAGGGUGACCUCGCAAAAUAGGCACUGCAGUGUAGUAAAUGAAAGAUUGAAGAGUCCUACACAUCAGAAGAGUGUGGACAUGUUCAACAGAUUUCUGGAAGAUGCGAAGAAGCUUGGGAUUUGGAAUGAAGGGAUACUGUAGCCUUCUUCAAAAUCACAUGCAAGGAUUUAUGCUUUGGGGGAGGCCAAACUCCUCUUCUUUCCAAUUCCUGAAUAAUGCCUAACUUCAUUGGCCUUUUGUAAUCCUUGAGGAGAGCAAGAUUGAAAAGGGGAAGUUUAAAAUUGUGAAUUUACCACAUGAAGAUUGAGAAAAUCGAUUUGUAAUUUACUGAAUUAGAAAAUUAAAUUUUUUCCUCAAACAAAAUGGAGAUUGAAAGUCAAGUUCAGUUUUUAGGUUGCUAAAUUGUACUUGACAUAUGCUUAUGAACUUUAAAUUUUUUUAUAUAAAAAAUAAAUGGAAUAUGUAUAGAUAGUAAGAAAAAAUAAAAUAUAUGCAUUCAUUAUUGUGAAUGCAACUAAGAGAAGGCAAAUGAUAACUUUGAAGAUCAUUGUUAAAGAUAAGUUCUUCCUUUCUUUGGUAACCUUUGGUACUAAAACAGAACACUGAGAAUGGAUACAUAUUUAAAGAUACCUUUUUAAACAGUUCAAGAAUGGUAACAUAGCAUGUGUUACUUCAAAGCUUUCAAAUGAUCCUUUAAGAAGGCUAAUGUAUUAGGAUAAUUAUCUAGAAGAAUUACUUAUGUUGAAGUUUAAAGAAUAAGUUAGAAGUUUUGGGUAAUGGUGGACUAAGUUAUUCAGACCUGGAAAUAUGUAAAAAGCAUUUAUUUGAAGACAACAGCUAAAAUUUUAUGCAGUGAAAAAUUACAGGGUCCAGAAAAAGAAACCCAGAGAAGUGUGCCUAGCAUCUUAGAUGUUUAUAUCCUAGCAACACCUGCUCAUUCCAGAAGUAUGAUAAAGCCUGAAAAAAAUUAAUAGAGAAUAAAAAUUCAAUUUAGCCUACCAAUGGGAAGUUUCUGGUAAACCUCCAUCCUCAGGCUUUGGAUUAGAACCUCAAUGGACUGUACCCUACCCUAGGAAUAAAGUCAAAGUGGAAAUUGAGCACCCUUUCAGGAACUAUAGCUCUAUUUUGAAUCAUAUGUAUUUUCAACAUACUAAGAUAGUUUGGGAAUACUAAUACCCUAGCCAUCUGUGAAAGUAAAUCCUCUCUGGAGAAAGAUCAAAUCAUUCAGGAUGCUUGAAAUAAUCCUAAAAUUUUGCAAUGUUUCAGGAUAGGUCAAUAUACAAAAAUAAGUUGUAUGUUUAUGUACUAGCAUCAAAUAAUUGCAAAAUGAAAUUUAAACAUACCAUUUAAGAGUAUCUGCUCAACUCUAAAGAUCAAUGGUUUUCUUCUAAUGCUAGCAAUGUAGCUUCUUAAAAGAAUAGCAUUAUUUCCCGGCUCUGUAGGCAGUCACAGUUGACUUGCUGCUGGCUUUGUAAGUGUAUACCUGAACUAGUAUUUGUGGUGAACUUGAAUAAAACGUCAGUGUGUCAUUUUGAUGUACUAUCCUUUGUCUCGAAAAUGUAUAACUGUGCCUUUGACUUCUAACAGGCGGAACAGUUCUCAUUGCUUUCUGAGAAUCUGCUUCCCAGGUUAUAAUCCUCAG